Molecule: messenger RNA, 504 nt
Organism: Centruroides sculpturatus (bark scorpion)
Lineage: Eukaryota; Metazoa; Arthropoda; Arachnida; Scorpiones; Buthidae
Gene: Trmt112
Product: multifunctional methyltransferase subunit TRM112-like protein
Exons: 4
Coding region: 96-476 (126 amino acids)
Biological process (GO): tRNA methylation; rRNA (guanine-N7)-methylation; peptidyl-glutamine methylation
Molecular function (GO): protein heterodimerization activity
Source: RefSeq, a predicted model, not a curated record
ACACCGGGUGGCGUUCUAUCCUUUCUGUAUGUUUGUUGCACACGCUCGAAACGUGAGAACGUGCUCUUUUGAAAAGUUUUACCGAAAUAAGAAGAAUGAAAUUAUUAACUCAUAAUUUUAUGACUUCAAAAUGCAUUAAAGGCGUUAAUGUCGGAUAUCCACUGGGAAUUGUGGCUCAUAAAAUAAGUAAAACAAAAGUAGAUUUUAAUCCGGAAUUUGUAUGUCGAAUGAUUCCGAAACUUGAUUGGGAUGCUCUGUGUCAAGCGGCAGAAAACGUAAGGAUCGAUUGCUUAAAUGACUUACCAAAAGUUUUGGUGCCAAAUUAUGAAGCAGAUGAAAAUUUUUUACGGAAGGUUCAUCAUAUUUUAUUGGAAGUUGACGUAAUAUCUGGCGAUCUUCUGUGCCCGGAAACCGGCAGAAAGUUUCCCAUUACUGACGGAAUUCCAAAUAUGUUAUUAAACGAAGACGAAGUUUAAAUAAAAAUAAGUUAUGUAUUUUAAAUUA